Diachasmimorpha longicaudata is the source of this 1047-nucleotide messenger RNA. RefSeq names its product protein takeout-like. Bases 149 to 880 code for a protein of 243 amino acids. The record is from RefSeq and is a predicted model, not a curated record. Lineage: Eukaryota; Metazoa; Arthropoda; Insecta; Hymenoptera; Braconidae. The transcript is spliced from 5 exons.
CAUUGGUGCACCAGUGAAAGUAUUCUCCACUGACUGCAACUAGCAUCUGCAUUUCUUCGUUCGACUUGACUUAUAACGCACCGAGCUUUCCCACUUACAAUAUCCAGUAAUUUUUCAUAAAGAAAAUCGAAGAUUCAAUCACCGCACCAUGUUUUUCCCUAUCGGACUAAUCGUGACAUAUUUCGUGGCAUUCAGUGCUUCCCAGACACCUCCUGAGUAUGUUAAACAGUGCUCCAGAAGUGAUCCACAAUUGAAAUCCUGUUUGAUCGAUGCUCUUCAUCACCUGAGACCUUAUCUCAAGGAUGGAAUACCAGAAAUCGAAUUACCAUCGGUAGAACCAUUCAAGAUGGAUGAGCUGACCCUCUCCCUAACAGGUGGCAUAAAUGGCUACAGAGUGCAACUGCGAGAGCUUUUCGUCAAAGGCGCCAGUAACUUCACUGUCAUGAACAUAAAGCUGGGGUCUCCCUUUGAGGCGAUUGUGACGAUGCCAGUACUGGCACUGAAUGCCAAUUACCAGAGUUCUGGAGUGUUAAUUAUUCUUCCUGCGAGCAGUAACGGCACAUUCCACGCCAGAUUCGAUUACGUUGAGGCCCUGGUCAGGGGCACGUUGUCCACGUCCAUUAAGGAUGGGAAAACCUAUCUUCAUGUGGAGGAACUUGAUGUGCAAUUACGUGUUAAGGACGUAUUCAUGCGCGUCAGGAAAGACUCCACUCGCAAUCGCAUAAUCAGUGAAGCAACGAAUUUGUUCCUCCGGGAAAAUGGCCAGGAGGUGCUAAAGAUCAUGGAGCCACAGUUGAAGAAGAAACUGUCAGUAUUAUUUUCAGGUAUUGUCAAUCAAUUACUUCGGCAUGUGCCAGUGGAGACGUUCCUCCUACCGUAACAGUGAGAUAACAAAACUCAUCUCAAUUAGUUUCUGUUCUUCGAUAGUUUUUUUUUUAUCUGCUGGUGAAUGUUACAAGAUAAGCUGAUAUAUCUCCGUUGACAGUAGUCAAUUAAUAUGACAGAUAUACAGUAGGAAUAUAAAAUGUAAAAUGGUGGUUAAAUUAA